AUGGGCAAGCGCCGAGGCAGACCGAUCAAAAAAUGGGGCACCGACACACAGGAGGCCACUUCGGAGGGCCAUGUUGCUGUCUCAAUGGCAUCUCUCAGUCUUUUGACUCCGAGUGCAAGCCCAAGCCCAACGCCGACGCCGACGUUGCUCAGCAUUCCCCAUGAAGUGAGAGACAGUAUCUACGAAUAUCUUCUUGCUGUCGACAGAUUUUUCGAGGCUUCCCUCGACCCUGGUCUAACCCAGCUUGCUGUCAACCAGCAGAUUCGUGCCGAAGCGUAG
Molecule: messenger RNA, 279 nt
Organism: Neoarthrinium moseri
Lineage: Eukaryota; Fungi; Ascomycota; Sordariomycetes; Amphisphaeriales; Apiosporaceae
Exons: 1
Coding region: 1-279 (92 amino acids)
Source: RefSeq, a predicted model, not a curated record